Molecule: messenger RNA, 1179 nt
Organism: Ipomoea triloba (trilobed morning glory)
Lineage: Eukaryota; Viridiplantae; Streptophyta; Magnoliopsida; Solanales; Convolvulaceae
Product: probable transcription factor At5g61620
Exons: 2
Coding region: 99-884 (261 amino acids)
Biological process (GO): response to auxin; response to gibberellin; response to ethylene
Molecular function (GO): zinc ion binding; DNA binding
Source: RefSeq, a predicted model, not a curated record
CACUACACCACAUCUCUCUCUCUCUCCUCCAUUUUUUUGUGAAUGUUAUGAGGAUAUAUGAUUUAGGUACCUUCUGAAGCCUAGCCUAGCUCUGAAAAAUGGGAAGAAAAUGCUCACAUUGUGGAAGUGCUGGCCACAAUUCAAGAACUUGCACCACUCUCAAAGCAGCUUCUUCCCAUCAUCAUCAUCAUUAUCACAGCAGUAGCAGCAGUGUUAAUGUUGGAGGGCUGAGGCUUUUUGGAGUUGAACUUGAAAUCUCUUCCUCUUCUUCUUCCUCUGCCAUGAAGAAAAGUUGCAGCUUGGAUUGCUUGUCUUCUUCUUCAUCUCUGUCUUCUUCCCAAUUCUCUGCCAAUGAAAUCUCUGCAGCAGAGAAGACAUCUGUUACCUUCCCAGCUAAUGCUGAUGCCACCAUUUUUGAAGCUAAAGAAAAGAAGAAAGGAGUUCCGUGGACAGAAGAGGAACACAGGACAUUCUUAAUUGGACUAGAAAGACUAGGAAAGGGAGACUGGAGAGGGAUUUCGAGAAACUUUGUGACUACAAGGACUCCAACCCAGGUUGCCAGUCAUGCUCAGAAGUAUUUUCUCAGAUCACAGGGCGGUCUAAAUAGUAACAACAACAGCAAGAGUCGCCGCCGUGCUAGCCUCUUUGACAUGGUGGAGCACAGCAUCAAAUCACAGCAGGAAUUGGAAGAUGAUGAUCAAGAACACACCCCAAACAAGCACUGUUCACCUAAUUCUUUCUUGCAGGCUCAUGAUAACAUUAAUGCAGCUGGGAAAGCCCUAAAUUCUAGGGUUAUAAUGUCAUCAUCAUCCACUGGCUCCUCUUCAUCAAAUGCAGCACUUCUUGAUUUGGAGCUCACCAUUGGAGCUCCCAAGAAUGUGUAGCUUUCUCCAUUGCACAGCUCAUCUGGUCGACCAAUCAGUUUGUUUCGUGGGUGGGCACUCACAAUGUGUAGGGUUAGUUUGAUUCCUACUAGCUGGGAGGUAUAGAUCAGAAUCGACUUGUUACAACUUGUUACAGGUAUCAGUGUACAAGCACUUUGAAAAAUCUGUAAACCCUUAAGGCACUUCGGCUCCUAGGUUGUCGGUAUGUAUGUAGUUUGUGUAUCUUUAAUAGCAUUGUGGCUGUGACCAUGAAUUACAUUCUUUAAUUCCACUAAUCUUCAAUUUGUUUCGCUUA